This is a messenger RNA of Cryptococcus deneoformans JEC21, 1501 nucleotides long. Its product is annotated as expressed protein. Bases 153 to 1352 code for a protein of 399 amino acids. The record is from RefSeq and is a predicted model, not a curated record. Lineage: Eukaryota; Fungi; Basidiomycota; Tremellomycetes; Tremellales; Cryptococcaceae. The transcript has 6 exons.
GGUUCGCGUUCGACACUUCGCACAACGAACUACAAGUGGAACGUUGAUUUCUUUUCUCCGCCCAUACUUCAUCUUUCAAGCUUGCAAGGUAACCCAUGGUUCCAUCUUAACAAGUAUAAUAAGUAUAAUAGUCAACAGAUCAAUACUUCAUUAUGGACGAGGAUUUUGAGGAUCUGCUGCGAGACGAAGACGAGCCCGAAUACGAGCUUGAGGCUUCGGCGUCUGCAAGCAUCCGGCCUAAGCAGACGCCUCCUUCAGAGAACGAGAUUAGACUGUGCCGGCGAGUGCUUGAACUUGAGGAGGAACGGAACUCCUUGGCGGCUGAGCUUUCUGCUCUCAAAGCCCGUUUCCCAACACAUAGCAAUCCAACUAUUCCUAUUGCCGAUCCCUCCUCAAGCUCAUCCAUAUCCCAACCUGACCAGCCUAUAGAGAUACCCACACCGCUCCUGCCUCUACUAGGCAUACUUCGGACACACAUUGCUGAGUUGACAAGAGACAACUAUGCGUUACGAUACACCUUUAUGGGACAAGCUUUACCCAGACGAGGAUCAAUCACUCAAACCCCGACUCCGGUCUUUUCGCCCAUAUCAUCUUUGCCUCCACAAGAGAACAAUAUCGAUAUUGAGAUGGCUGCUACAACUGGUGAUUCUGGACCUAGUACAGUAGGCCUUGCACCGCCUUCAGGAUCUGGCACUGCGCAAACUAGGGUAGGGGCAGGCGGUCUGGAUUUGGAAAGAGUGGUUGAAAGAGUGAAACAGCUUGUGAUAGAGAAUGAAGAGCUGGGUGAGAUGUUGCUUCAGUUAGGGCAAAGGGGUGACGAGGAAGAAUGGAAGAAGACUUUGGAUGAUUCAAAAGCAAUCAUUGAAUCUUUGGACUCCGACCUAUCGCAUCACCUGUCUGUCGUCGAAUCAACCCGUUCAGAGUUGAAAGCGUAUAAAAGCCAUUUCGGUCCACUUCCACAAAAUGUGUCAGACCGUACAACUCCCUCUGCCGCAUCCACAACUCGAGGCCAACCCGCCUCUGUCGGACGAGGCAGCUUACAAGAUAGGUUAAAUCGGGGCCUUGGCGGAGAUAGGGGUGGUUUCCACGGAAAGGCGUUGAAAGCCGGUUCUACCAAUGCUGUAGGGUCAGAUAACUCCGCUAAUGUGCAAACGCCUGUGCAAACCCAAGGAGAUAUGCGAGGUGGACCCCAUCAAGGUCUUCCCCGUACAGCAGGAACAAGGAGACCAUUGAACGGAAGUGGGAAUAGCAAUGGGGGGAGUGGCCCGUUCCAAGGACAUGUAAGAGGAGGUAGCUUUGGCCAGGGACAAGGUGCCAGGCUUGAUGAGAGGGACUUUAAGAGAAGAAGAUGAGAGACAUAAGAUGGACAUACACCUGCACAUGUUUCUUGGAUAACCAGUUGUAAAUGUAGCUAAGCAUUAGAGCAAUGUUCAUUAGAUCUGAAAUGGGGCAUUUUGUGUCCCCUUCGUAAUUUACGAUGCAAGAUGAAGUAAAAUAGGUG